GAAAUAAUUAAUACAACUUCAUCGUUGAAAGAACUUGGUCAUUUUAAAUAUCGCGAUUUUCAGGAAUCUGUAAAUUCUGAUACACUCAAAAUGAAAGAAUUGCUGCAGCGUUUAAUUGGAGAUUUACAAGAAUGGAAAAAAAUUAGAAACCACGCGAUCCGAUAUAAAAGAAAAGUGUUCGAUGCUUUUAAAAUUGCCCUUGAUCGUAAUAAAACUGAGUUGCCAUCUGUAGAAUCUGAUGCUCUUAAUAUUCCGCUUAUUCCUGAAAAUUAUUUGGAUAUUCUCUACAAUAUUGGUAUCAAAUUAUAUGAUAUUUUCAGUAAAAUACCUAUAACACAACGUCAAAUAAAAGCUCAUGUUGAACCAAAUAUAACAGAUAUGGUCAACCAGGGACAACUUUUCAUUGGAACAUGCAAUGAUAAAUUUUUGGUGCCUAAUAUUAUUAUGUCUUUAUACUAUUUGCAUAAUAAAUGUUAUCCAGAAGCAUGGCAGCUUCUAAUUUGCAAACCUUCAACUAAAUUAGAAGAACUUUUAACAUUUACAAGGCGUUGUUUUUUUGCUUCAGAGAAUGAAUACGAAAAGUACUUAUUUUGUAUUGCAAAUGUGGAGUUUUUGGAUUUUGAAUUGCAAAAUCAGUUAGUGACAGAAAUACAUUCUCUUUACGAUAAAAAGAACUUUUAUUUAGCUUUAAUUUGUUGCGAAAAUGGCAUGCGUCAUCAUAUCAUCGAUCAAUUUACAGAAUGUGUACAUAUAACUAAAGGAAUUGAUGCGGAUUCAAUGUGCAAUAUUUACAAAGAAUUAUGUCCCAAUGUACAGACAGUUUCUUCGGAUUUAUCAGGGCAAGGGAAGACUAAAUGGAUUGAAAAAAAUAGUUCUGAAAAUGAACUAAAUCCUCGAAAUUUUUUGAUUAGUGACGGGAUGACAUUUGGAAUGCUUGUACGGCAAUUAUCAGAAAUCACGUUGCAAAAGAACGAAAGCUUGCAUUUAAAUAUAAUGUUGAUAAAUCAUCCUUUCGAUGUAAACACAUUUCUGUUUGAAUUGCUUUCCUUUAAAAUUGUGUGGGAUAAGACAUAUUUUUUUAGCAUCCCAUCAACAUUAAUAUAUAUAGAGGUGGCAUCGACAAUAAAUCAAGCUUUAUUUAAUUCAAUUCCAAUCACUGGUCAUUUAAUAAAUAAACAUUUGACGUGGAAUAUCGAAAAUCUUAUUGUAUCUCAUGAUGUGAAUAGCUCAAUUCAAAUUGUUGCCAAAUAUUUGGAUGCGCACGAUUGUGAUGUAAUCAAUACGGUUGACCUAAUCUUUGAGGACGAAGAGCAACAGCCUCUUUCUGACACUGAUGUAAUCAAUAGAGUUGACCUAAUCUUUGAGAACGAAGAACAACAGCCUCUUUCUGACUCACGUUGUCGUAAAUUGCUGCAAAAGUACUUUUUUGACAAGUGUUCUCAGGAUAUAGUGUCAUAUCGUUUCCUUGAAAUAUUUAUUAAUGUUCUUGCAAAUCAGCUGUCUCAAAUGUCAUCUAGCGCAUUUUUUCGUGUGGACACAUUAAAAUGGAUCAAUGCGGACAAAAAUAUCCGGAAAACAUUAUUGGAAACUUUCAUAGAAGUUUCCAAAGAUUUUGCAACUCGUUCAGUGGACUCUAAGGUGGCUCAAUUAAAAAAUUUAACAAACUUAGAGGAUAUAGCAAUUAGUAAUAAUAUUAGACCAUGGGAAGAUUCGAAUCAUUUAUUAGUAUUUUUCUUGUCUCAAUCCACUGGUUCUAUCUGUGCACUUUAUCGUGAUAAGUAUAAGGUUCCAAGAAAUGUCGAAAAUCUGCUGAGAAGCCAGCAUACUUCAAGAUCUCUUUGGAAUAGGUUUACAUUGGAUGAUUAUAAUAAAAUGUCUUCUGAAAGCAUUUUAAUGAAGUUAGAAAGCAUGGCAUGCGUGACAUUUGAGAAACGUGAUUAUCCUCUAUAUGCACUUUCUGCAGAUAACCUUUUGAAGAUGGCAUUAGUUUUAUUACGAUCAAGGGCAAAUAUACCGGUAGUGGUUUGUGGUGAAGCUGGAUGUGGAAAGACAAGUCUUAUUCAAUUUCUUUCAAUUGCUGUCAGAGUUGAAUUAUUAAUUCUAAAUGUUCAUGCUGGCAUAAGUGUAAGGGAAAUAGUUGGGUUUGUGUCAGAAGCAGAAAAAAUUGCAGAGAAAUGUGAAGUAUGGUUAUUUUUUGACGAGAUAAAUGCAUGCAAUCAUAUUGGCAUUCUUGCAGAUUUAAUUGCUCACCGGUUGUUUCUUGGCAAGAAUAUUCAUGAAAAUAUUCGACUCUUUGCAGCUUGCAAUCCUUAUCGAUUGCGUCAAAAAGCUGAUACUCAAGCAGGUCUUUCAAAAAGAUAUGAAGAGAAAAGUCGUCUCGUAUAUCAAGUACGACCACUUCCUGAUCAGAUUUUGGAUUUUGUUUGGGAUUACGGUGCUUUAAAACCUUCUGAUGAGAAGAUUUAUAUCGAUACAAUGGUCAAAAAAUUUCUUGAAGAUUCACAUAUGGACGUGAAAACAGAUUUAUUUGUUGAACUUUUGUUUGAGUCUCAAGAAUUUAUUCGAGAUCGUGAAGGGAUACAUAGUGUCAGUUUACGCGACGUGAAAAGAGCAAUCAUCAUAUUUAAAUUUUUUAGUGAAAGUCUCAGAAAACGACAAGAAUUAGCUGGUCCUGAAAAAAAUCAAUCAAUUUUAGCAUCAUUUUGGAAAAAUUUGAAAAAAAUUGCAAAAAACAACGCAUUUUAUGGUAAUGAAAUCUUAGGAAAUAUCGUCAAAUCAUAUAUAUUAGCAUUAAGCCUUUGCUACCAAGUUCGCUUUUUUGAGCAGGAAAUACGUGACCAAUAUCAAACUAGGAUGUGUGGAGUGUUUGGAAGAUUUGGGAUAUCAAUGAAUCAUCAAACUUUUGUGGAAAUCAUUCAAGAAGAACAAAAAGAUUUUAUGAAACGUAUGACGAAACCGGGCAUGAUUGCUGAAAAUUUUGCUCUCCUCGAGAAUGUACUCGUGAUGACCGUGUGUAUAUUAACUCGUAUUCCACUAUUUAUAAUUGGUGCGCCGGGUGCAUCAAAAUCUUUAGCCAUUCGUAUAGUUAGCCAAAGUCUCCGUGGAGCAGAUUCUGAAGAUCUUUAUUUCAGGACUCUUCCUCAAGUAUAUAUAAUUCCUCAUCAAGGAUCAUCAUCAUCUACGUCUGAUGGUAUCAUUAAAGUAUUCGAUAAAGCACAUAAAUAUCAAAAUGAGUCAAAAGAUUUUCAAUUAAUCGCCGUUGUCCUGCUUGACGAAACUGAGAUGAGUCCUCAUAAUCCACUAAAAGUUUUACAUUCCAUACUCGAACCAAACUAUCCUGCUGAACUUCCAGAGGUUUCUAUUAUUGGAAUCAGUAAUUGGAGACUUGAUAACUCUAAAUCAAGUAGAGCUUUAUUAGUACAAAGACCAGAAUUCAAAGAAAAAGACCUUAUUGAUACAGCAAAACGAAUAUUAGGAGGGAAAGCCGAUUCAACCAAAUUCAAUGCCUUGGCUAAUUCUUAUCUUUUUUAUGAGAAAGCUCAACCUAUUGCUAAUUUUCACGGGCUUCGUGAUUAUUAUUCAUUAGUUAAAAGCCUCGGUAAAGAGAAGCUUACACCAGAAUUCAUACAAAUGGCAUUAUUAAGGAACUUUGGCGGGACUGAUCGAAUGGAUGAUCUCUGUCAGAGACAUUUUAACGAUGUUAUAAAUGCAUUUCAUGGCCGUCCUAUUAACAAGUACAUGAAAUUCUCGGUCGAGGAUCUUAUUAGGGCUAAUUUAGAAGAUAAAAGUGCACGUCAUUUAAUGGUUAUUGGGAAAAGUAAUUCUAUAGUAAAUCUCUUGACAUAUAAAUUGAGAAAAUGGAAUAAAGAAUUAGCGGAUAAAGAUUCUAAAUUUGAUACAAAUUUAGAACCUGUUGUCAUUUAUGGCAGUCAAUUUCCUAAUGAUUUCGAUGGAGAUUAUCAAUAUAGUGUGCUAUGCCGUAUUAUGAUGUGCGUUGAAACGGGAAGACCUUUAAUUUUAACAGAUCUCGAUAUAAUCUACGGAAGUCUUUACGAUUUAUGGAACCAAAAUUACAUUACUGUAGGAAAAGAAGGAAACCAAACAUUCUAUACACGUGUUUCGUUGGGUGCUUAUUCGAACCCUAUGGUGUGCGUUCAUAAAAAUUUCCGAUGCAUCUUAGUCCUUGAUGAAAAAAAAGUUGAUUUUUCAGAUCCACCACUCUUGAAUCGAUUUGAAAAACAAAGUUUUUCUAUUAAUGAUGUCAUGGAUGAUAAUAUGAAAAGAUUAGCCAAAGAACUUGAAAAAUGGUCCAAUCAGAUAGGAGUUAUUGCUGAAUCAGAAUUUAAUGAGAAAGACAUUUUUGUUGGGUUUGAUAAGGAGGAAACAUUGCAAAGUUUAGUAAUUUCCAAUAGUAAUGAUCCAAAAUUGAAUGAUAAUGAUAUUUUGAAAAAAUGUAAAGAAUUGUUAAUGGGCAUUGCCUUGUCAGAUGGAAUUAUACGCUCAAAGAAAUCAAUGGUAAAUAGUAAUGAAGUAGAGUAUUGGUAUAAUUUCUACUUUAAACAACGUCAUGAAGAUCUUUCUAGCUAUAUUCAAUCAUCGGUGAAUGAUUCUGUUAAUGAGCAAGGAAUCAAUACAAUAAUAUAUACAUUUUCAAACGUAUAUAUUGAUAUUGCAUCUUUUUUAAAAAAGAUUAUGAAAUGCCAGGUUGAUAAGCUUUCAACAUUUAAAAGUGAAGCACAAUUUCAAUCCCGUAUUAGACAUUUCUGGCUAGAAUCUAAAGAUGAACUAUUGAUUUUACAAUGUGAUGUUGCCACAUUGAAUUCUGGGUGCAUCAAGUUCGCAAAGUUUAUUAUUGAACAAUACAGAAAUGAAUUCAUGAUGACAAAUAAAUUCGACAAGCCAAUAAAGCAUGCAUGUAUAAUCCUCCAUUUAAAAAGAGAACACGUCACAUCGAUAGUAUCACCAUUUAAUUUUAUGUGUGGAUGGGAUCAAAUUACUAUUGAAACUUUAGACCCUCAAGAAUAUCCACUUAUAGAUUAUGUGAAUAAUAGUUUAGUGAAUAUUCUGAAUACAUCAUUUAAAUUUGAAGAAGUUAUCAACCGUGAAUUAUUAUGGUGUUUACUUUGCAUGAAGUUUCCACAAACGUAUGAAUCAGCAGAAUACCUAAA
Molecule: messenger RNA, 5168 nt
Organism: Racocetra persica
Lineage: Eukaryota; Fungi; Glomeromycota; Glomeromycetes; Diversisporales; Gigasporaceae
Source: the annotation of a GenBank genome assembly